AUGCUCCAGUUUCACGGAAGACCGGAACAUUUAAACUCGCCAUCACAUGGAAGUUCGCUAUUGCGUCGAAGGGGAACAUUUGCAUUGAUAUUUCACGACUCGGAACAAGAACCCACAACACAACCAGCAUGUCGGUAUUUUAGGUCCAAAAAGCUGUUGGCCAAAGAAGAAAAGAUUCAAAUAAAUGUCAGCGGGAAAAGGUAUCAAAUGACUUCUCGACUGCUAAAGAAUUUCCCGAACAGUUUACUGGGCAAUCCUACAAAGCGUCAACUUUAUACGGAAAACGGUGAAAUGUUCUUCGAUAGGAAUCGAAUAGCAUUUGAGAGCGUUUUCAGUUUCUACACAACUGGAGGAAAGCUUGUACUGCCUAACGAUGGCUUAUCCGAGCAACUGGUAGCUGAUGAAUUGUAUUUUUUCGGAGUAUAUGACUAUUUGAGCCAGCACGACAAAAGAUACAGUUUGCCGCUUCCAAGAAGAUUGCAGACAAAGAAACUCUUUAAACCAAAAGGUGUUUAUCGAAAGAAAAUUUGGGAAGUGUGUGAAGUACCCGCAUCAAGUACUUUUGGGCGAAUCCUCAAUCUAUUUUCGCUGUUUGUAAUAACGCUUGCAGUUGUUUUAGCAUUCGUCAGUUCUUUACCAAACAUACGAAGCUCUCGGGAUUUUGCAGAGAUCACUACAUUGAGAAACACAACAAGUCAUAGGACUUCUAAUCAGAACCAUACGACGACUACAACAUUCAGCAGCUUACAUGCCAUGGAAUUUAUCUUCAAAGCUGAACUAUGUUGUAUUGCUUGGUUUACGUUAGAGCUUUUAGUACGCUUUAUCGUUGCUCCAGAAAAGCGCAAAUUCUUUCUCAGAGUUCUAAACAUCAUAGACAUUGUAGCAGUUCUUCCGUUCUACAUUUCAUUGAUCGCUUCAAUCAAAAACAUGGUCCCUAUUUACAUCAUCAAAGUCUUCCGUCUUUCAAGGAUUUUUCAAGUGCUUAAAAUCUCACGCCUUAAUUCAAAAAUGAAAGUUGUAGGCAAAACUGCUAAAGCCUGCGUGUACGAUGUCUGGACUAUUGUAUUUCUAACUUGCAUUGGCACGGUCCUCUUCGGAAGUACAGUGUAUUACUGUGAGCAGUGGGACGACGAAACUGUGUUUCUUAGCAUACCUCACGCAUGCUGGUGGGCCGUGGUGACGAUCAGCACGCUAGGCUAUGGUGAUAUGGUGCCUAAAACUUUAGGUAAGUCAAAGAACGAGCUCAACCGUACCCUGAUCCCCACGGAUAAAACACGAGGAAAGUUUGUUUGUUCAUGCUCAGUACUGGCUAAGUAGCCUUGGAAUCCCGGGUAGGAGGGAGUGCCGAGGGCUUGGGGGGGGGGGGGGGGAGGAAGACUCUGGAGGUAAAGUGAAGAGGAUGAUCGAAAUAUUUUUGAGGUUUGAAAUUCUCCAUUCUCUCCCAUUUUGGGGGUGUUCCAAAACAAAUUAGUGUGGUACCCGGCGAAGCCCUAGGGAUAUUUUGGGGUUUUGAUUCUUGCCCCUUUUCGAUUAUCCCCUUCCCGUUAACUCCGGAGUACACUCCCCGGCCUUUGAAUCGUCCCUGCGUCUUUCAAAUAAUUAAAAUUACUUUCAAUUAAUCAAUUAAUCAAUUUUCUUUUUCCACAGCUGGUAAGAUCGUGGCAGGAAUAUGCUCUGUUUCUGGUGUGGUGCUCAUCAUGCCGUUACUGCCGAUCAUUUAUAACAAGUAUGACAGGUUUCAAAAACUGGAAGACAGCAAAGUAACAACAAAAUACCGGAACAGUGUCAAGCCGAGGAGAAGAAACUCUCUCAGUUCUCACGGUCAACCCAAGAACAACGUUAUAUCCUAUGUUUGA
Messenger RNA from Porites lobata, 1856 nucleotides. NCBI's taxonomy places the organism in Eukaryota, Metazoa, Cnidaria, Anthozoa, Scleractinia, Poritidae. The record is from the annotation of a GenBank genome assembly.